ACUGGGCGUGACGGCCAUUUUGUUUUGGACAUCGAGCGGGAGUUGGCGGCAGCUGUGGUGGCACAGACGAAGGAAGGAAAGGGAAGCCGGGCGAGCAGACUGACCGGUCGCCCAAACGGCCACUUAUAACAACGAACUAACCUAGCGACGCACCACUUACGUAUCUAACCAACCGCCCAUCAAGUUAACCCGAGCUCCCCUAGCGUCAACUCAGGUUCGGCCGGUUUCCGGCCUCCCUGCUCAGCCGUGGUGGCAGCCCCGGGAGGAACGCUGGCGUCCGUUUCCUUCGAUUCUCGGGAUUUGAAGAUGGCUGCACAGUCAGCACCGAAAGUUGUGCUAAAAAGCACCACCAAGAUGUCUCUAAAUGAGCGCUUUACUAAUAUGCUGAAGAACAAACAGCCGAUGCCAGUGAAUAUUCGAGCUUCGAUGCAGCAACAACAGCAGCUAGCCAGUGCCAGAAACAGAAGACUGGCCCAGCAGAUGGAGAAUAGACCCUCUGUCCAGGCAGCAUUAAAACUUAAGCAGAAGAGCUUAAAGCAGCGUCUGGGUAAGAGUAACAUCCAGGCACGGUUAGGCCGACCCAUAGGGACCCUGGCCAGGGGAGCAAUUGGAGGACGCGGCCUGCCCAUAAUCCAGAGAGGCUUACCCAGAGGAGGACUACGUGGGGGACGUGCCACAAGAACCCUUCUUAGGGGCGGGAUGUCGCUCCGAGGUCAAAACCUGCUCCGAGGUGGACGAGCCGUAGCUCCCCGAAUGGGCUUAAGAAGAGGUGGUGUUCGAGGUCGUGGAGGUCCUGGGAGAGGGGGCCUAGGGCGUGGAGCUAUGGGUCGUGGAGGAAUCGGUGGUAGAGGUCGGGGUAUGAUAGGUCGGGGAAGAGGGGGCUUUGGAGGCAGAGGCAGAGGCCGUGGCCGAGGGAGAGGUGCCCUUGCUCGCCCUGUACUGACCAAGGAGCAGCUGGAUAACCAGUUGGAUGCAUACAUGUCGAAAACGAAAGGACACCUGGAUGCAGAGUUGGAUGCCUACAUGGCACAGACAGAUCCUGAAACCAACGAUUGAAGCCUGCCCACCUACCCAUGAGAGACUCUAUAAAGUCACCGUACCUAUAAAUAACUUUAAGAUAACAGAUGAGAAGAAAUCUGACUGAUGCUGGAAGGACCUAUCACAACAGGCUAUGGACUGACUUGCCACCAGUUGUGCAUUUAGUGUUCCUUUUACUUUUUGAUACUGUGUUGUAUGAAACCAUUUUUCCCCCUUUGACUUGGUUUUAUAUAUAUAUAUGUAUGUACACACACACAUAUUUUUUUUCACCCAGAUUUCUCUUUGAAUAUGAAUGUGUUGGCCUUGUGGCUAGGACACCCUCUUCCCGCCUGCCUCCCCUCAUAAAUGCUUUGGUGUUCUAAUACUUCCUCUGUUCAUCUCUGUGCCUCCAAGAAGAGUCAUUUAAGGUACACUCUACAAUCAGUGUAAUUGGGAGAUUAAUGUGCCUCCCUGAUGUCUGGGUUUCUGAGGUAUAGUUCUGUUCUACAUCUUUAAUGUCCUCUUAGAAGUGUAUAAAAAUCUGAAGUGCAAAAAUGCAUUCUGCUGCGUUGAUGAUUUCACAUAGCAAAUUGGGAACAUUGACUUAGCUACAGGGCCACAUGACAGAUUACAGGUGGUAGCAGCUCUGAUAUGGUUAAAGUUACUACUAUGUGUGUUGACACUACAAAGAUGAUAACCAGUGUUUGGGUUGUAUGUGUACUUUCUACCCCUGAAUGAGAUGAAUAAACUUUCCUCUUGGCUUUAUAUCAUGUCCAAAGGGAUACUGCUGGGUUGGCUUACAACUGCAAUGUGGAGGAAGAAGCCGUUUGGUUUGGCAGAUGCUUCAGGAGGGGGAGAUGGCAGACCAAUGCUGGCAGGGGUCAGAAGAUGCCCAUGCUGAAAUGCUCUUAUCGUUAUGUUUACUCCAAACCAGUCUUGGGCUUCUCCCACUCACUGACUUUGUUUGACCCACUUUUUAUUUCCCUUAAAGUUUUGAUUAAGUUCAACAUAUUCUGUCAGUUUUUCCAGUUUCAGUGGAAUCUUGUAUUUCUGGUUCAUUAUAACAAGAAAUCGUUUUCUUAAAUCCA
Choloepus didactylus (southern two-toed sloth) is the source of this 2105-nucleotide messenger RNA. It is a transcript of the gene CHTOP, whose product is annotated as chromatin target of PRMT1. The coding region runs from base 307 to 1056 and encodes 249 amino acids. The record is from RefSeq and is a predicted model, not a curated record. The transcript is spliced from 6 exons. Lineage: Eukaryota; Metazoa; Chordata; Mammalia; Pilosa; Megalonychidae.